This is a messenger RNA of Stylophora pistillata, 643 nucleotides long. RefSeq names its product hephaestin-like protein. Gene Ontology annotation, biological process: iron ion transport. The record is from RefSeq and is a predicted model, not a curated record. Gene Ontology annotation, molecular function: signaling receptor activity; copper ion binding; oxidoreductase activity. Gene Ontology annotation, cellular component: plasma membrane. NCBI's taxonomy places the organism in Eukaryota, Metazoa, Cnidaria, Anthozoa, Scleractinia, Pocilloporidae.
CGCUUCAACAUUCACUGUCAAUAGCGCCAAUCGAAUUGGCCGUAAGUACAAGAAAGUUUUAUACCGCGAAUACACCAGUGCCCAGUUUUCCCAACAGAAAAUGAGAACCGAGGCUGAGAAGCACCUCGGGGUAUUGGGUCCUAUGUUGCACGCUGAAGUUGGAGACACAAUCGAGGUGACGUUUAAGAAUAUGGCCAGAAGAAAUUAUUCCAUGCAUCCACAUGGACUGUAUUACACGAAGAGAAACGAGGGUUCAGAUUAUGAUGAUGACACAUGGCGGGGUGAGAAAAUCGACAACGCAAUUCAUCCCGGUCAAAUCUACACCUACAAAUGGCAAGUUCCUGAACGCGCGGGUCCUGGACCAAAUGGUCCAACCUGUGUCACGUGGGCUUAUUACUCUGACGUCAAUCCUAUAAAAGACAGAAACAGUGGAUUGGUGGGACCGCUAGUCGUAUGCAAAAAGGACACGCUGACAGCAACAAAUUCUAGAAGUGAUGUAGAUCACGAGUUUGCGCUGUUGUUCACGGUCCUGGAAUUGAAUCAAGUAUUUUUCAACAGAAACAUGUCGGUUAUCACCGCGAGGAUGUGUACGAUCUCUUCCCAGGAGUCUUUGCAACCGUGGAGACGAUUCCAGACAGUGUAG